Messenger RNA from Seminavis robusta, 2274 nucleotides. Lineage: Eukaryota; Bacillariophyta; Bacillariophyceae; Naviculales; Naviculaceae. The record is from the annotation of a GenBank genome assembly.
AUGGCGCAGCCGUCCGUGACAUUCAAUGAUGACACCAAACGAGGAUCCAUGCGAUCCUCCGUGGCCCGCGGCGCCAAGGGAUUUAAAGGAGGUCUGAAAGGAGCCGUCAAGAAUAGCACUGCUUUGCCUGGUGGAGCCAUGAAGGGAGUCGGAAAUGCGGCGCAGUUUGUGGCGAAAGGAACAGCCUCUGGAACGGCCAAAGCUGCCAAGUUGGGAGUCAAAUCUACCCUGACGGGAGCUCGUUUGGGAGCAAAAGGUAUUGGAGCCGGAGCCAAGUUAGGAGUCAAGGGUAUUGGUACAGGUGCAAAGCUUGGUGUGAAGGGUACAUUGGCUGGAGCAAAACUUGGAGUCAAGGGUACCCUGGCCACAACCAAGGGUGCUGUCGGUGUCGGUCGUCUCGUCGCCAAGGGAGGUGUGGGUCUCGUGACUGAUUUCCCUGGUACUACAAUCAACUUGGUCGGUAACACAUUGAAGGGUGCUGUCGGUUUGCCCGGAACAUUGACCAACUUGGCUCGUCGUCGUGUGGUGCGUGAUAAUCGAUUGGCCUGGGAGACUCGUAUUACAUCUCCCGUCAUCAAAAUUGAUCUACACGUGGAAUGCAAGAAUCUGCCGCAAAAGGAUAGUUUUGCCUUGGCAGACGCCUUUGCUGUAGUAUGGGCGGUACCAAAUGGUUAUGUCGGGACAGGCGUAGACAGUGACAGGCCGUCGCCAUUACCUUCACGACAAGAGUUGGAGAUUGGACGUACCGAAGUUGUACGAGGCAGCAAUAGUCCCAGAUUCGAGCACACGCUCCGGCUAGAUUUUCUGUUUCAGGAAGAACAAACCUACCUGAUUCGGGUCUACGAUGAAGAUCUAAAGUACGCCACCGACCUACGCGAGCAUGAUUAUCUAGGGGGAUUCGUGUUUACACUCGGUGAAUUGAUGGGCAGUGCUGGCUGUACUAUGGCACGGGCUUUAGGACAAGGGGGCAGAUCUCAACUCUACAUAUCGGGACGAGAAAUCAGCGAAGCAAGGGAAAUUGUGGCCUUGCGGUUCUCGGCGCAGGAAAUGCCCGCAGUGGAUGGUUUGGAUAAGAAUGAUCCAUACUUCAACAUUGAGCGAUUGGAAGAAGAUGGGGUCACUUGGGAGACAAUCUUCAAGAGCGAAGUGCUCAUGGACGACGACAAUCCGACGUGGGCUUUGGUUCGGCUGCCAGUGCCUCAGCUAUGUCACGGGGAUAUCUUUAACCAAAUCAAAAUCACCCUGUGGGAUUGGAACAAGUUCGCCGAUGACAACGCGUUGGGCUUUGUGGAAACCACCGUACGUAACUUGGUCCAUGGUAGCGAGCACGGUAUUCCCACUCUGAACAUUUAUCGAGAAGAGAAAAAGAUGUUUCGUGGUAGCAAGCAAAGAAAGGCCGGAUGCUUGAAGGUUCUCAAGGCGCACAUUGUGCAGAUUCCCAGCCUGCUGGAAUUUGUCUGUGGUGGUUGCGAAAUUGAUCUCACCAUCGCGGUUGACUGCAGUAUGGCCAAUGGAGAAUACACAGAUGAAACUGGGCUGCAUUUUCGCAGUCAGCUUUGGUUGAACGACUACCAAGCAGCCAUUCACAAAGUGGGAGUCAUUUGCGAGAGCUACAACACGCGAAAAGAGUUCAACAUUUGGGGAUUUGGAGGAAUCAUUGAUGAGGAGGAACAAGAUGUGUUCAACAUCGGAGAUGGUGUGGGUAUCGGAGCGAAUGGUUUGUUGGAUCAGUACGAAAACUUCUUUGGAGAGCACAUAACCCACUAUCCCAGCGAAGGAGCCAACAUUAAACCCAUCCUUGAGAAGGCCAUGUUCAAAUCCAUUGAGCAGUCGCAAAAUCGUCACUGCUACAGCAUUUUGUGCAUUCUGACGGCCGGCGCUGUUUAUGACGUGCAGGAGGCUGUUGACUCCCUUUGCACUGCUGCAGAAGAUGCCCCAAUGUCAGUAGUUAUUAUUGGAGUGGGUUUGGGUAACUUUGAGGCUUUCACGAACUUCUUUGAAGAUGGCAGCGCCAAACUUCAACACUCAAAUGGGGUCCCGAUCUCCAGAGACAUUUGCCGGUUUGCGGCUUUCAGUGAUUUCGAAGAGAGUUCGAGCAAAGUAGUGGCGGAGGCGCUGAGCGCAGUGCCAGAACAAUUCGUGCAAUCUUUUGUGAACAACGGAAUCAAGCCAAGACCUCCCAUACCGGCACCAGAUUUGGAGAGAAUACUGCGGCAAUCCACACGGAGGAGCAAAAAGAAGAAGACGAAGCGUUCAAAGUCCAAAUACUCGUAG